Messenger RNA from Cimex lectularius (bed bug), 706 nucleotides. RefSeq lists its product as uncharacterized. Bases 10 to 363 code for a protein of 117 amino acids. The record is from RefSeq and is a predicted model, not a curated record. The transcript is spliced from 3 exons. NCBI's taxonomy places the organism in Eukaryota, Metazoa, Arthropoda, Insecta, Hemiptera, Cimicidae.
GCCGUUUCAAUGCCCAAACCGUUGCCGCCACCGACGCCCCCUUACCAAAUAUCCUUUUUAAAUUGGUGGGCUAAGCUGUUUCAAAGUUGGAACGAUGUCACAAGCGAAGGGGAUGUCUCAUUGUCCGGAAAAGGCGUCACUCUGAGGAAGUUGUAUUCACACAAUGGGCCGGAAGAUGCGGAUUCUUAUUUGUACAGUUUUGUAAAAAGCAGACUGGUUUUUCAAAAACGUAGAGCGUGUCGGUUUCCUUUGGAAUUGUCUCUUGUAUCGUACUUGGAGACAUUAAGAAAGAAACAGGAUGUAGAUUUUGAUGUAAAUGGCGGAAUUACACCACAGCAAAAAAUUACAGGAUUUGAUAAAUAAAAAUGUGAUGGGUACACAGAUUUACAUACUCUCGGACAGGCGGCAGUAAAGGCACUAAAUCCGUAUGCUUUCAGUUUCAAACUAGUCUGUGAAUGCCUAAAUUGCCUAAUGGAUCUAGAAUAACACGACCAGUUUACUUUAUCAUGGGUUCCGGGUCAUGAAGUUAUGUAGGGAAAUGAACAGGUUGACUAUCAAAACAAACGGGCAGCCCUCUCACCUAUUAGCCUAGAACCACAACUAGUUGAACUAGUUGUGUGUUCUUAAGUUGGAGCUGGAAACUGCCUUCAGAUAGAAAAACUGGAGAAUUGAAUAAAACACCAGGUACGAGGGAGGCUGAAGAUUU